AUGCCAGUCAGAACAAGCAAGCGGACAAAAGCUCAAGCGGAGGCGCUAUCAACAAUCGACGUGCGAGAUGUGGACUUCGGCCAUCUAUGGCGUCAGCUCGUGCGUGUCGGAUGGACGUCAAAGAAGCCAACGCGGCUGUCCAGCUUGCACUCUUACUACUCCCCCAACGCUACAAAGGAACCACGCGUCGAGGGUGUGAACAUGUUUAUCGGAGAACAUGCGGUAGUACUAUAUGCGGUUGAACAGGGCAUCAUCGGCGCUGAAGAGGGAAGUGCAAGCGAAGACAAAGAGGGCCAGAGUGAAGAUGAUGAGCCAGACGAUCCUGCGGUCUGUGAGAGGGUAACAGCGUCUCAGAUUGACACGACUGUUGCCCUCUCAGCAAACACCGUUGAUGCAUUGUUCGGAUCCAAGAGCGAGGAAAGCGAUGAAGCUGCGGAACGCCCGCUAUGCGCCACAAGCCCGCACAUAGAGGACGAGAACACGAGGUUGUCGCAGAUCGACACAAGUAUUGCGCUGUCGGGAAAUACCAUAGACGAUAUCUUUGGAGGGGAAGACCCGGAUGCAUCGCCAUGCGUCGGUCGAAAUGUUGAUGAUGACUUGUCAUCCGAUGAAGAAGAGGCGCCUCUUAUGGAUGCAGCGUUUAUUGAUUGCUUGGGUGGUUCUCUAUCUAUCGAAGACAUGAGCCCAGACACACUACGUUUCAUGGCAUGGACCCCUGUAUCCUCCGAGUACGAAACCGACAGCAACGCGUUCAAGGGUAUGAGGGAUCAAGCGGCUAGACCAGUGGAAGCGCUUCGUGCUAAAAAGGGCUCGCCAUUGGAAUUGCUAUUCUAUUUUAUGCCGACGAACCUGUGGACAUUCAUCACGAGUGAGACACCGAUACCAAAGAUCACACCUCGAGGAAAAGGCGCGUCAAGAACGCGCACGGCUUAUUCGUGA
Phytophthora nicotianae INRA-310 is the source of this 939-nucleotide messenger RNA. RefSeq lists its product as hypothetical. The transcript has 3 exons. Lineage: Eukaryota; Oomycota; Peronosporomycetes; Peronosporales; Peronosporaceae. Bases 1 to 939 code for a protein of 312 amino acids. The record is from RefSeq and is a predicted model, not a curated record.